ACACCCAUAACAUCUGCUUUAAAGCAGAUGUGACCCUCCGUCCACAAUUGGAUUAGUAAGAUUUGGUAGUUUUUGCUAAUUUUUGACAUCAAAUGGAGCCUGUAAGCAGGGUGAAGUUGGUAGCUGUGAUUUGCUUAAUCCAGGUUCUGCAGUGUGGAAUUGGUGAGUCUCAGUCAUGUUCUCCUGGAUUCGGUUCUGAUCUUUUCCUAUUCAGAGUUCCCAGAGAACACCUGCAGGGGGGCACAAAGAUCGGCACAAUUGUUUUUAAUGACUGCAAUGGAGGAACACGUUUCAAGUUUACGGCGGAUGACGCACAGUAUCACGUCGACUCAGAUGGCACUGUGAAGCUGAGGAAACAGGCCAAUCUUCAUGAUGGCCAUAAGAUGUUCUCUGUCCAUGCUUGGGACUCCAGUGGAAAGAAACACACUGCCUUGGUCAGAGUGGAACAUCAGGGUGGAGAUGUUGAUGAGAUUGAGUCUGCACAGACCGACUUGCCCCCAGUUCUUCCAAUUCUUGUGUUUCCAAAAUCUUCAAAUGGGUUGAGGAGGCAAAAAAGAGGGUGGGUGAUUCCUCCAAUCAAAAUUUCAGAAAAUGAUAGAGGACCUUUCCCAAAGAAGAUUGCAGAUUAUUUCGGACUAUGGCAAAGAAACACAGAUGAUGUACAGAAUCACGGGUGAAGGAGCAGACCAGCCUCCAGUGGGACUUUUCACAAUAGACAAAAACACCGGUCAGCUUUAUGUCUCAAAGCCUCUAGACAGAGAACAAAAAGAUAUUUAUAAGCUGCAAGUGCAUGCCUGGUCCAAUGCUGAUGGCAUUAAAGAACCUUCCAUUGAGAUUAUAGUCGAGGUAAUUGACCAGAAUGACAACUCUCCUGUCUUCACCCAAGAUGUGUUUCCUGGCUUUGUACCAGAAACUGCAAAAAUAGGACUUGAGUUCAUGACCAUCACAGCCACUGAUGCAGAUGAUCCAGACACUGACAAUGCUGAUAUCAGGUACUCCAUCAUCAGUCAGACUCCAUCAGAGCCCAAUCCAAACAUGUUUGCUAUCAACCCCAUCACGGGAGCGAUCCGAGUGAACGCUGAAGGCCUGGACAGACAGAAAUAUCAUAAAUACACUCUUGAGAUUCAGGCAGCAGAUAUGCAGGGGGACGGUCGUCCAGUCAUUGCAAAAGCUGUUAUUACUGUGACAGACCAGACCUCGAAAUGGAAGAUUCCUCCAAUCAAUAUCCCGGAAAAUGACAGAGGACCAUUCCCUAAGCAGCUUGUACAGAUUAUUUCGGACUAUGGCAAAGAAACACAGAUGAUUUACAGAAUCACGGGUGAAGGAGCAGACCAGCCUCCAGUGGGACUUUUCACAAUAGACAAAAACACCGGUCAGCUUUAUGUCUCGAAGCCUCUAGACAGAGAACAAAAAGAUAUUUAUAAGCUGCAAGCGCAUGCCUGGUCCAAUGCUGAUGGCAUUAAAGAACCUUCCAUUGAGAUUAUAGUUAAAGUAAUUGACCUGAAUGACAACUCUCCUGCCUUCACCCAAGAUGUGUUUCCUGGCUUUGUACCAGAAACUGCAAAAAUAGGACUUGAGUUCAUGACCAUCACAGCCACUGAUGCAGAUGAUCCAGACACUGACAAUGCUGAUAUCAGGUACUCCAUCAUCAGUCAGACUCCAUCAGAGCCCAAUCCAAACAUGUUUGCUAUCAACCCCAUCACGGGAGCGAUCCGAGUGAACGCUGAAGGCCUGGACAGACAGAAAUAUCAUAAAUACACUCUUGAGAUUCAGGCAGCAGAUAUGCAGGGGGAUGGUCGUCCAGUCACUGCAAAAGCUGUUAUUACUGUAACAGACCAGACCUCGAAAUCGGAGAUUCCUCCAAUCAAUAUUCCAGAGAAUGACCGAGGACCAUUCCCUAAGCAGCUUGUACAGAUCAGGACCAGUCAUGCCAAAAACACCAGAGUGACAUACAGCAUCACUGGUAGUGGAGCAAACCUGCCUCCAGUGGGACUUUUUCUUAUGGACAAAAACACUGGAAUGCUCUAUUUAGCAAGAUCCCUAGACAGAGAGACAAGAGAUAAGUAUGAGCUUCAAGUUCAUGCCAUUGGUGACGAUAUGCAUGAUGAGUAUACGCAAAUUCUCAUCCAUGUAGUAGACCAAAAUGAUAAUAAGCCCAUCUUCAGCCAAGAUCCAUUUAUUGGCAGUGUGUCGGACAAGUCUAAAACAGGGCAUAAGUUCAUGACCAUCAGUGCCACCGAUGCAGACGAUCCGAAUACCAAUAACGCUGCUAUCAGAUACUCCAUCAUUAAUCAGACUCCACCAGAGCCAAGUCCAAACAUGUUUGAGAUAAACCCUGUUACUGGAGCGAUUGGAGUGAAUGCUGAAGGUCUGGACAAAGUGAAACAUUCGAAAUACAUCUUGAAGAUUCAGGCAGCAGAUAUGGAGGGUCAUGGCUUGUCAAGCACAGGAAAUGCUGUCAUUUUUGUAACUGACACAGAGGAUUCACCCCCAAGAAAAUGGGAAAUUUCUCAUAUCGGCAUCCCAGAGAAUGAGAGAGGACCUUUCCCUAAACAAAUUGCACAGAUUAAGUCCAGUCAUGCUAGCCAAGCUAAGAUCGUGUACAGUCUCACUGGUGAAGGAGCGAACCAGGAUCCUGUGGGGGUUUUCAUGGUGGAUAAAAUCAAUGGUUGGCUGUCUGUAACAACAUCUUUGGACAGAGAGAAAAAAAACGAAUAUGUGCUUCAGGUCCACUACACUGGUGAAGGUAUAAAUGAGCCUCCUACUGAAAUCACCAUCCGUGUGAUUGACCAGAACGAUAAUAAACCCAUCUUCACUCAAGAUCCAUUUCAAGGCACCGUACCACAAGCAUCCAAAAUAGGAUUUUUGGUGAUGACCAUCUCGGCGACAGAUGCAGACAAUCCUAAUACUGAAAACACAAAUAUCAGGUAUUCCAUCAUCAGUCAGGAUCCUUUGCUGCCACAUCCUAACAUGUUUGCGAUCGAUCCCAUCACAGGAGAGCUGAAAGUGAACGCUGAAGGAUUUGACAAAGAGAAAUAUCCUGAGUACACCUUGGAGAUUCAGGCAGCAGAUCUGCAGGGGAACGGCCUCCAAAGCACAGGAAAGACUGUUAUCACUGUAACCACUUAAGAAAUCCUGGGAGAAAGAGUGUUCUCCAGGAGAAGACCAGAUUUCCAUUCGGUUCAAACAGAUUUGAUGAACUCAGUCUCAUCUGCUGCAUCUCAUGUGGAAUAUAAAUGCUAAUAAGCUAAAGAUUAGCCAGUGCAAAACUAAAAGUUAGUUUAACAAUCGCUUUAACUACAUUAUGCGACUUAUAACUGAUAAAAAGAACAAUGCUUGGCCAUACGUUCCCUUUUUUCAUAUCUGUAAAAAUGUUGCUAUUAAAAGCUCUUAUGAUUUGCA
Silurus meridionalis is the source of this 3402-nucleotide messenger RNA. Its product is annotated as cadherin-1-like. Lineage: Eukaryota; Metazoa; Chordata; Actinopteri; Siluriformes; Siluridae. The record is from RefSeq and is a predicted model, not a curated record. Gene Ontology annotation, molecular function: calcium ion binding; cadherin binding. Gene Ontology annotation, biological process: homophilic cell-cell adhesion; cell morphogenesis; calcium-dependent cell-cell adhesion. Bases 592 to 3129 code for a protein of 845 amino acids. The transcript is spliced from 24 exons. Gene Ontology annotation, cellular component: adherens junction; cytoplasm; plasma membrane.